UCCAUCCAUCCGCUCACCCAUCCCAUGCACUCCUCGAUCCAUCACGUCACGCGAGGUCUCUGUAAGGGUGUCUCUGUGUGCUGCCGCUGCCCUUCCCACCACUCAAGGCACAGUUGAAGACCGCCCCGAAGCGCGUGGGCCAGAAGUCGUGCAGCAGCGCACACAACGCACCGUAGUGAAUGCAGGUGGCCACGAAGAUGUCGAGGUGCCUGCAGGCACCAACUCCCUAUGAACGAAUGGGUGGUCUGCCUGCCUGGUUGCUUACUUGCCCGACGUCGGCUUCUCGGUCAGCACCUGAGGGAACGAACAAUGACACACCAAGUGGCGUACGGUGCGCUUGUGUGCAAUAUAUUGCCAAUGUGCCAUGCACCUCUGCCUGCCUCAUGUCUGUCUCUCUGUGUCUCUCUCUGUGUCUCGGGGGUAUGGCUUACCAGCAGUGGCAGUGCGGCGAGCCAUGACGAGUAGAUGGCACACAAUCUGAUGUAGAACUUCCUCUUGGCCAGAUCCCUCUCGCGCCGGAACGACAUCGUGCCCCACUGACACAAAGCACCUGCCGACACAUCAUGAGGCACAAUAAUACCAACACACAAACGCGUUAACAGGCAAACUUAUGGACAGCAAGGCUCCCAUACGUAUGGGCCUGUGUACCUGCAGCGAAAGCUCGGCAAAGCAGGAUUGGUGUGGCGAUGUGGGUGCGGAGCUGUGAGAAGGGCGUGAGGUCCGUCAUCUGUGUGCCCUCCUGCAGGGCGUACAGGAGGCUGGUCGCACACAUGAGGCCGACGAGCGCCAAGAGGGGCGACUGCUCCUCCUGCUUCAGAGACGACACGGACGGCACCGACACGGUCACACCUGUCGGCCACACCACACAGAUGCACGGCACGGCGCGGGCAGUGGAUGGGAUGGGUGAGAGAGAGAGACACGGGCAGUGAGUGAAGGGAUGAUGGAUUCAGUAAGUACCUCUUGAGAGGAGGAGAACGAGGAUGGCUAUGAGGAGCUCAGACAGGACGCCCGAGAGCUGAGAGAGGAACGAGGAGACGCCCAGACCAGACCCGUCCUGCACACGCCAGACAACCUCAGUCAUGCGAGUGGAGUGAGUGUGGUUUGGCGGCCACUUUCUGACUGACUGACUAACCGAGGAGUAGAUCGAGUAGGUGUGUGAGGUGGAAUACGAUGUGGGCGAGGAAGAGAAUCGACGACAGAAAGAAACUCGACGUCACUGCACACACACACACACACACAUACACACACAUGUAAUCGCCACACGAGUCAUGAGAUUUCCCCUGUCUGUCUGCCUGCGGUUGGCACAUACCUACCCUCAGUGUGUCUCUCCUGUCUUUCCAGCGCCCUGUAAGCCCGCAGGAAUGCCGGCGCCGUGCACACACACACGAUUGCAAACAAGAUGUACAGCUCGAGGAUGCCUGCGGUCCACCCAUACAUCACAACACACCCGCAACGCGACACACCGCAGGAAUUAAGGGGUCACCGCACACACACCGCAUAGAGAGAAACGUAUGUACCUUGGUCUUCUUGCGAGAAGUGUCGGACCAGCAUUCCGCCAGGGUUUGCGAAUUUGACCAUAUAUCCCACAUCGGUCUUGCCGCCACAACGAACAACCUGCGCACCAAACAGCCGCUCUCUUUCUCUCUCUCCCUCUCGGCGUGGCGUGCAGCUUACUCACGAGGGCAUCGAGGCAUCGUCUGUUCAUGGACCGGUCGAUGGUGAGUGUCAGUUGGUAUGCGGUGACGUCACGGCUCUCAAUCAGCGGCUCCACAUACCUCGCCCUCUUGACCAACAUCUGCAGUCCACAGAUCGACACAGCAGCCACAUGCACAAAAGGGCCUUCUCUUCUCCCCCCGUUUGUUUGGCUGCUCACCUGACAGGUGGCGUACUGCAGGCCCGGGUCACUUGCAUUGACACUCAUCAGCAGCAGCGUGUGACCCGGCGAAUGCACAACCUGCACACACACACACACACACACACACACACAGACACCUGCGUAGAGUCCGUAUGUGUUCCAUCCAUCCAUCCAUCUGGCCACUUAUGUACGCAUGUAUGUACAUUCUGGGCGGUCAUGACGCCCGUCUGCCCAUCGGCGCCGAUAGUAAAGCAGAAGUUGCCAAUGGUGUACACCUCCUUGCCCGAGGCUAGUCCAAGAAGCGUUUUGCUCUGGCAUGGUGCAGCGAUGGCGAAGGCGGCCAACACAUGGAAACGCCAUUGCAUCAU
Vitrella brassicaformis is the source of this 2223-nucleotide messenger RNA. The record is from the annotation of a GenBank genome assembly. Lineage: Eukaryota; Vitrellaceae.